This is a messenger RNA of Chiroxiphia lanceolata (lance-tailed manakin), 553 nucleotides long. It is a transcript of the gene RPS18, whose product is annotated as ribosomal protein S18. The transcript has 5 exons. Gene Ontology annotation, cellular component: cytosol; ribosome; small ribosomal subunit. Gene Ontology annotation, biological process: translation. The coding region runs from base 128 to 514 and encodes 128 amino acids. The record is from RefSeq and is a predicted model, not a curated record. Gene Ontology annotation, molecular function: structural constituent of ribosome; RNA binding. NCBI's taxonomy places the organism in Eukaryota, Metazoa, Chordata, Aves, Passeriformes, Pipridae.
CCCGCUCCCGGCACCACCUCCGCCUCCGCCGCCAUCUUGGCCCCGCGCGUCCCGGCGACGCGCUGACGUCACUUCCGCCGCCUUCCUCUUCCCAGGCCGGGGUCAGCGCAGCGCGGAGGCCGCAGCCAUGUCGCUGGUGAUCCCCGAGAAGUUCCAGCACAUCCUGCGGGUGCUCAACACCAACAUCGACGGGCGCCGCAAGAUCGCCUUCGCCAUCACCGCCAUCAAGGGCGUGGGGCGCCGCUACGCCCACGUGGUGCUGCGCAAGGCCGACAUCGACCUCACCAAGAGGGCGGGAGAGCUCACCGAGGACGAGGUAGAACGGGUGAUCACCAUCAUGCAGAACCCUCGGCAGUACAAGAUCCCCGACUGGUUCCUCAACCGGCAGAAGGACGUCAAGGACGGCAAAUACUCCCAGGUGUUGGCCAACGGGCUGGACAACAAACUGCGGGAGGACCUGGAGAGGCUCAAGAAGAUCCGGGCACACCGAGGGCUCAGGCACUUCUGGGGGUGAGAAAAGUUACCUGGGACACGCCUGGGAGACACCUGGGAG